Molecule: messenger RNA, 2369 nt
Organism: Chrysemys picta bellii (western painted turtle)
Lineage: Eukaryota; Metazoa; Chordata; Testudines; Emydidae
Gene: ACP5
Product: acid phosphatase 5, tartrate resistant
Biological process (GO): bone resorption
Molecular function (GO): ferrous iron binding; ferric iron binding; acid phosphatase activity
Source: RefSeq, a predicted model, not a curated record
UCAGGGCAGAGGGCGGGUGUCGCCGAGGGAGGCUCUUAGAUUAGUCAGCGCAACAUACAACAACAUCCUCUGGCUCCGGGAGGGGAGCGGGGCGGAGAGGCGAGGUGCUGAAUUCCCCCCAAAAGGCAGGCAGGGGAGCUGCACGGGACCCUGGCCCAGCGUCCUCAGUGGCGACCGGACGGAUGACACCAGGAGGGCUCCCCGACGGCGGGCGGGGGCAUCUCUGAGACGGAAGCCGGCAGGGUUCGGCCCCUGACAGCACCACUCUCCCCUCGGCACCGAAACUGACCAGUCAGGGCGGUGCCUGCAGAGAGGGGGGGACAGAAAGUUUCCCGCAGAGCUGCACUGCUUGAGCUGAGCGCAGGUGAUUUGAACUGGUUUAGUUACACUGGCCCAGCCCCAGCGUGGACGCUCGGAUUCUGAUGGAAGUCGAACGGGAACAGAUGGCGGGUUACCUGUGUCUCUCCGCGCUCCUCCUGGCGGCUCUGCCGACCCCCUACGCCAGCCCGCUCUCCUCCGGCUCCUCCCUGCGCUUCAUCGCCCUGGGGGACUGGGGCGGGGUGUCCAAUCCCCCCUUCCACACGGCGCGCGAGGUGGCCACAGCCAAGGAGAUGGGCCGCAUGGUGGCAGCGCUGGGCGCAGACUUCAUCCUGUCCCUCGGCGAUAACUUCUACUACAACGGGGUGCGGGACGUCAACGACAAGAGGUUCCAGGACACCUUUGAGGCUGUGUUCAAGGCGCAGUCGCUGCGCAAGGUGCCGUGGUACGUGGUGGCCGGGAACCACGAUCACUCGGGGAAUGUCUCGGCUCAGAUCGCCUACAGCAAGGUCUCCAAGCGCUGGAACUUCCCCAACUACUACUACAGCCUGAAGUUCAAGGUUCCCAAGAGCAACGCCACGGUGGCCCUCCUCAUGAUCGACACCGUCACCCUGUGCGGGAACUCGGACGACUUCCAGAGCCAGCAGCCCCAGCAGCCCCGGGACGUGGGGCUGGCCCGCAGCCAGCUGGCCUGGCUCCGCAAGCAGAUGGCUGCCUCCCAGGACGACUACCUGCUGGUGGCCGGCCACUACCCGGUGUGGUCGGUGGCCGAGCACGGCCCCACCCAUUGCCUGGUGAAGCACCUGCAGCCGCUGCUGCUCAAGUACAAGGCCACUGCCUACCUCUGCGGCCAUGAUCACAACCUGCAGUACCUGCAGGACAAGGCUGGCGUGGGCUACGUGCUGAGCGGGGCUGGCAACUUCAUGGAGAACUCGCGGAAGCACUAUCAUAAGGUGCCCGAGGGCUACCUGCGCUUCUUCUACGCUGAGCCGGCGUCCCUGGGCGGCUUCGCCUACGUGGAGAUCGACGGCAAGGAGAUGAGUGUCACCUACAUUGAGGCCAGCGGCAAGUCCCUCUACAAGACCUCCCUCCCCCGGAGGAGCCGCCUCUGAGACCCCCUCCCUGCCCACUGAUCUAGGAGGGCGCAGGAAGUGGGGGUUCAGAGCUCCCUCCUCUUUCGUUUGGCGCAGAGGGGAACGCUGCUAGGGGCAUUGAAGCCGUCUGAUUUUUAAGGCUUCUGCAUCUGAUCGCUGGGGAAAUCCUCCCCUUGCCCUCUGUAGCCCCCAAUAUGCCCCCUAGGCUUUGCAAACGCCUCCUCCCCUGUACCCACUAGCUGGCUGGAGAAGCCCCUCCCUCCCCCAUUUAUUGCUUGAUCCCCUCUUCCCUCCUCACUAGAUCACUCCAGCCCCCUUUGAGCCCCCUGAGAUCCGGGUUUGACUCCUGGCUGUGCCAGAGUCCUGUGUGCCCUUGUCUUCCUCUCUUUAGGCACCAGCUCCCCUCCUGUAAAACAGGGCUAACGGUCCUUUCAUGCUCCCCCCUUUGCCUGCGGAGGCUGUAAAUUCCUUGGGGAUCCCCUCUGUACAGCUCCUGCAAUCCCAUUACCUAACAGGCAAUGCUCUCAGGAGAGCUAUUCCUUCAUCCCGCCACCUGGAGGCGCAAUGACCUUCCUUCCCCUUCUCUUCUCAGCUCUGUGGCUGGGAAGCUGAAUUUUUUUUUCUGUUGCUGACCAGUAAACUGUGUUGUGCCAGACGAGGACCCAGUACUGCCCAAAUCUGACCUCGUGCUGGUGUUUGUGUUUUCUGAGAUGAUUGUUUUUAACCCUCACAUACGGACCGGUCCUGGGUGCUUCCUCCCAGUCUACAGCUAACAAGGGGCGUGCGUGUGAUCCCCAUGUGUCUGCCAAAGACUUUUAAGUCCCGGAGAAACUUCUUGUUUACCCUCUGCAGCACUGCACCUGUGAUCUGUUGCUCCCUGAAGCUGCUUCGAAGGGAACAGACUCUUCUAAGUGAUUUUCUUGGGACUAUUUUCAAUAAAUUAUAUUUUAAAAAGUC